GACAAUGUAAUUCUGGAUAGACUUUUUUCAGCCCCAACAAAUUCCCAGCAUGUACAGACCAGGAGAGAAAGCCAAACGGCGGCUGCGCGCUCACGCUUCCAGCAUCAGAAACGUCGAAAUUGCUAGAGGGAGAGCGGGAUACGGUUUUACCCUUUCCGGCCAAGCUCCCUGCGUGCUUAAUUCUGUUUUAAAAGGAAGUCCCGCAGAUUACGUGGGGCUCAAGGCCGGGGAUAAGAUAUUUGCGAUCAACGAAAUUAACGUGAAGAGGGCCUCCCACGAAGAUGUGGUGAAGCUGAUAGGCAAAUGCUCCGGGGUUUUGCACAUGGUCAUUGCGGAAGGGUUCGGUCACGCUGAAGCUUGUUCAAGCGACGAAGAAGAUGGUCUUUAUGAUGGCAGAGGGUGGCCAAAGACCAAGCCUGACUUGAAAGGCCCCGGUAUAAACCGGGCGGAGAAAGUGGUGGAGGAAAUGCAAUCAGGUGAAAUUUUCAACAUGAUCUUCGAAAGUUCUAAUAUUUGUGCUAGCGAGGUGCCGAUACCAAAAAGAAAAGAAACGUUCGCUCACGACGGGGCCAAGAUGGAAACGGAACCUCCACCUAGGAACGAUCAACCCCGCGUGCCGUACAAUGAGGAACAGCCACAAGCCUUGAACAAUGACUCGUUUUUUCGGGCUGGAUGGGACAACCAGGAGUACUGCGGAAUUGACGCCAGCAUUCUAAACGUGGCCAUGAUCGUGGGCUACCUGGGAUCCAUCGAACUCCCUUCUUCGAGUUCAAAUCUGGAAUAUGACAGCUUGCAGGCCAUCCGCGGUUGCAUGCGCCGUCUUCGGGCCGAGCAAAGGAUCCAUUCCUUAGUGGCGAUGAAGAUCAUGCACGACUCCAUUCAGCUCUGCACGAACCUGUCCGUUGUGAUUGCAAAGUAUCCAGCCGAGAAGCUGGCCUUUAGCGCUCUCUGUCCCGACGACAAACGGUUUUUUGGACUGGUCACCAUGCAGAGCGUGGACGAGGCAAGCUUAGCUCCGGAGGACGAAGUGGUCUUGAGGACCUCCUGCCACGUGUUUAUGGUGGAUCCGGAGCUAUUCAGUCAUAAAAUUCAUCAGGGCAUUGCCCGCCGAUUCGGAUUGGAGUGCACGGCGGAUCCCGACACCAACGGCUGCCUUGAGUUCCCUUUGUCGUCUCUCCCGGUCCUUCAGUUUGUCUCUGUCCUGUACAGGGACAUGGGGGAUUUCAUCGAGGGGGUGCGGGCCAGGGCCUUCCUCGACGGAGAAGCAGAUGCCCAUCAGAACAACAGUAUGAGCAGUAACAGUGACAGCGGGAUCGGGAACCUCCACCAAGAAGAAAAAAGUAGGGUUUUAGUGGUCGAUUUAGGAAGCAACACCAACAAACACCUGCUUGGUAAUAACGUACAGGGCAGUCCAAUAAACAGAGCUCACAACUCCCACUGGAAUUUUGGUCACGAACAAGAAAACGUAGGGUCAGGAGCCGUGUUCCAGAACGAUAAAUCUCAAAACCUAAAUAAACUCCUGGCGUCUUCAGCUCAUGUUGACGUUGCGGUAGCGGCUUCGAAAAGCUCAGCGCCGCCAAAUAAGAAGAACCCCACGGACAAUCAGAGGUGGUUGCCUGUUCACGUACUGAAAGAUUGGCAACAGGGAUGUCUCAGCGACCAAGAGUCGUACACGGAUUCCACCGACGGCUGGUCAAGCGUCAACUGCGGUACGCUUCCGCCUCCUAUGAAUAAAAUCCCUGCGGAUAGAUACAAGGUCGGCGGCGGCUUUGGCCAGCCUCAUCUCGUGUCCCCAACGAAAGAACUGGCUGAGAAAGAAUUUCAGGCGGCUUCGGAUCCCUUCGACUCUCGACCCGGUUUCAGAACAACCAGAGAAGAAAAAAAGAUAAGUAUGGGGGCAAAAUUCGGACCCGAAUUCGGAUUGGCACAACUCUUCCAUCAUUCUUCUUCGGCUCGAAAAUCGUUUGGGCGCGCCAAGAGAUUCAGCGUUACCCGUUCGCUCGAGGAUCUCGAGUCUACAACCGUGUCUGAUGGAGAGCUCAAUCACAGUGACUUGAAAGAUGGCGCCAGCGACACCAGCCUCAGCAGCAAUGCCAGUCUGCCCAGCGUCCAGAGCUUCCGACGACAACGGGAGAGAAGAGUCGCCAGCUGGGCUGUUUCCUUUGAGCGGCUUCUCCAGGAUCCCCUGGGUAUUCGUUAUUUCUCCGAUUUCUUGCGGAAGGAAUUCAGCGAAGAGAACAUUCUGUUUUGGCAAGCCUGCGAAUAUUUCAAUCACAUCCCCGCUCACGACAACAAGGAGCUUUCCUUCAGAGCGCAGGAGAUCUUUAACAGGUAUUUAUGCAGCAAAGCUACGACGCCAGUCAACAUUGACAGCCAGGUCCAGCUGGCAGACGAUGUCCUGACCGCACCACAUCCACACAUGUUCAAAGACCAACAGCUUCAGAUUUUCAAUUUGAUGAAAUUUGACAGCUACGCCCGCUUUCUGAAGUCUCCAUUUUACCAAGAAUGCGUUUUAGCAGAAGUGGAAGGCCGUCCAGUCCCUGAUCCGCAAUGUGUCACGAGCAGCCCUACACUGAAGUCCAGCUUCGGCCCGGACACGUUCAGUGUCUCCACUCCAAGAAAGUUAGGCGGAAAAGCCAAGUCUGGGCGCUCCUUACACGAAGAAUCUGGAGGAGAGGAAGAUGCGGAGAAAAAGAAAAAAGGGGCGUUUUUUUCCUGGUCGAGAAGCAAGAGUUUGGGGAGGUCACAGAAGAAGAAGGAGAACGGCAGUUGCCUCAAAGAGUCUUGUCAACCUGGUGGGCUGUCUUACAGACAUAAAUCUCAAGAUUCCUUGUCUUCAGCUGCCAGCCUCGAGAUGGGCGAGCCCUGCCGAGCACCGGGACCCCCCGCGGCGAAAGAGAAGCCCCCCAAAUGCUGCCACGUCACCCUCCCAGACGGCUCCACCUCUGUCAUGCCCGUAAGAGCCGGGUCCUCCAUCAAAGAGGUGCUGUCCGACUUCUGCGAACGGCAACGCAUCAGCAUGGCCGCAGUCGACCUUUUUUUAAUCGGUGGAGAUAAGCCCCUCGUACUGCACCAGGACAGCAGCAUUCUGGAUGCUCAAAGUCUCCGCUUGGAAAGACGGACUUUAUUUCGGCUCGACCUCGUCCCUAUAAACCGAUCGGUUGGCUUAAAGGCUAAACCCACCAAGCCGGUCACAGAGGUUCUGCGUCCGGUCGUGGCGAAAUAUGGACUGAAUCUUAAUAACCUCGUGGCAAGACUAAACGGCGAGCAAGACCCCUUAGACCUCGGGGCCCCCAUCUCCAGCCUUGACGGACAGAGGGUGAUUCUGGAAGAGAGGAUUUCGCCAAAGGGGAAAGACAAGGGGAAAGGAGCGUCAUUAAAACACAGUGCGCCUGUAACUACUAAUGCAGGAAACCAGGCACUCACAGGCGAAGGAAGAACGGUAGGAAAGCACAACUCUUUUAAAUUAAAAGGAGAGCCUGGCAAGAGCUCCAGAGAAGCCCAUCUGGCCCCAAGGGGAGACCGCUUUGCUCAGACCGAAAAAAACACACACCGGCCAUUGAAUUUGGAAGAAGCAGAGGGUAUGUCACUUUUUAAAUAUAUGCAGUAGCGUGUGUCUUGUCAACCGUGGUGACCAAGUGGCGUGUAUUCAUAUCCGUUCCGGCCGUGUGUAUUGGCGGUGCAAUAAACUUCAACCACUCCGAAGUUA
Protobothrops mucrosquamatus (brown spotted pit viper) is the source of this 3709-nucleotide messenger RNA. It is a transcript of the gene RGS12, whose product is annotated as regulator of G protein signaling 12. The record is from RefSeq and is a predicted model, not a curated record. The coding region runs from base 50 to 3610 and encodes 1186 amino acids. Lineage: Eukaryota; Metazoa; Chordata; Lepidosauria; Squamata; Viperidae. The transcript is spliced from 15 exons. Gene Ontology annotation, biological process: signal transduction. Gene Ontology annotation, molecular function: GTPase activator activity; protein binding.